Messenger RNA from Folsomia candida, 886 nucleotides. RefSeq lists its product as uncharacterized. The record is from RefSeq and is a predicted model, not a curated record. Lineage: Eukaryota; Metazoa; Arthropoda; Collembola; Entomobryomorpha; Isotomidae. Bases 223 to 837 code for a protein of 204 amino acids. The transcript is spliced from 3 exons.
CAUAAAGUAUAUAACUGAUCAGUAGGUAUGGGUACAUGUACAUAGGCAGGAUGAGUUAAAUACCGACCACAAUUUUAUGGAAUUUUUCAACUUAUAGUUUUAUCACUGUUCCAACUAAAAACUCAUUUUAAAAAUUUAUAAAAAUUGGAGUCAUAUCUUCUAUAGCAUUACAUAAAAUUAUAGUCUACCGAUACAAGUUUUCCGACUUGAUGAGUCGUACGUAUGCGAAUUUGUGAUAAUUCAUUUGUAUUUACAAUGGGGAUAGAAAUUGUACUUUUGGCGACAAGUUUCCUAGGAAUAGGAGUUGCCACGCCAAACCAACGCCAAGCUUGGGCACCAUAUUCAGGUGGAGAAACCCAUUUCACCGUCUUCGCAUACAAUCUUCCCAAUCAGGAUGGCCCAGGGGAUUGGAACGACCCCUACCUUGUAAUUAAAAAUAGUUUCGGCAACGUAGUCUACAGGUCUCAGCCUCAAAAUAACCUCCAUUUCAUGCCAAUUUUCGAAUCCGUGUCGUUUAGAGUGAUUCCCAGCGAGAGAUACCUCAUCGAAAUUUUUGAUCGCGACGAGGUCGGAGCUGACGACAGCUGCGGAGGCGUCGAAGUGAUGGGGUCGAGGCUUGUUGGACCUCUUCACCGAUUACAAAACCCGCCUGGAGGGGCGGUCGAAUUUGUGUGGAAAAUUCCGGACAAACCACGCCAACAAAUAAUCAUACUGCAUCGGGAACUUGAAAAAGAGGAGGAAGAUUCUGGCUACUCUGUGAUCGAAAUUAUAGUAAUUGUUAUCAUAGUGAUAAUAGUUUUAGCAGUUAUGGCUCUGUGUGGCUGUGGUUUUGAUUAAACAUCUUUAUGCUUAAUUUGACGUAAGAAAUAAAUGAAGUGUUGCGCAA